AUGUUGGCGGCAGCAGUAGCAGCUCGACGCAUUCUUCCGAUGCGUUCCGGAUUUCUCAACCCACGCCUGAUGAUGCUACGCUCCGUUUCGGCAUCAGUGCCCGAUCGUCCCCAGUUCGAUCCCAUCGUAUGCUGCGGUGGUAGUAGUUUUCUUUCGCAGCUGAUCAGAUGCACUGUUUGUUACAGUGCUCGGAAAGUAUACAAAGAGACGCACGACCAUUCGACGAUGUUCAAAAUUGAGAAGUAUUUCUCGGCUGGCAUGCUACCCCUUCUUCCGGCUGCAUAUUUCAUCCAUGGAUCGACAAUGGAUACAAUCCUGGCGGUUGUAAUAACAUUGCACGUGCAUUGGGGUCUACACGGCGUACUCAGCGAUUAUGGACGUCCAUUCGUGCUGGGUCCGGCGCUGGCCAAAAUCGUGCAAGGGCCGUUCUCGUAUCUGCUCAGCAUCUGCUUGCUGGCCGGUUUGCUGCAUUUCAACACUUAUGAUGUUGGCAUAACGAAGGCAUUCGAGAUGGUCUGGUCCCUGUAA
Messenger RNA from Gongylonema pulchrum, 528 nucleotides. NCBI's taxonomy places the organism in Eukaryota, Metazoa, Nematoda, Chromadorea, Rhabditida, Gongylonematidae. The record is from the annotation of a GenBank genome assembly.